UUCUGUGUGACAGGUCAGACGCGGUUGUGUUUUUCGUCUUGACGUUUCACAAAUCUGCGCUAGAUCAGCUGAUUAUCAAAUUUUGACAGCAGUGACCUUUCUCGUACGUCACACCACACAACCUGUUUUGUAGCUGUCAAAAACAAACGUGUGUCUGUGUCUGAACUUCCAUAUCUACACAUUUGACCAUAUAAUUAAAAUUUAUUCAUAAUAUAUUAGAUAUAAUACCUAAACAUGCAACCUAUCGCGCAUUUAGUAAAGGUGACCGUUCCCGAUUAUCUUGCCAAUCUACCAAUUCCCGACAGCAUCGGAGGAUGGUUUAAACUAGGAUUCAAAGAUUGGUUGGCCCUUGUCCCUCCAACCGCUUUGGCAGCAGGUGUAGGUUAUACACUUUACAGGGCUUAUUGCCCAAAGUCCCAAUGCAAAAGGUCUGGAAGAGUCAAUAAUGUUGUACAGCUGAGCAACCCAAAAGUUGUAGAUUCUAUUGAUGUAGAAGAUAUUAGUGAAAAAGCUGCUUUUUGUAGAUGUUGGAAAAGCAAGAACUGGCCCUAUUGUGAUGGAACACAUGCUACUCAUAAUAAAGAAACAGGUGAUAACUUGGGCCCAGUUAUUGUAAAGAAGAACAAGUAGAGCAUUAUGGGAGUUUAGAGUAGUAAAGUAAGGUACAAAACUGUGUUGGAGUUCAUCUUAAAUUAUACAUAUACAUUGAUAUUAAAAUAACUGGUGUUAUUAUAGGUAAUAAAUUGUUGUGUUCAGAUAAAUAA
Anthonomus grandis grandis is the source of this 764-nucleotide messenger RNA. It is a transcript of the gene Cisd2, whose product is annotated as CDGSH iron-sulfur domain-containing protein 2 homolog. The transcript has 3 exons. Gene Ontology annotation, biological process: regulation of autophagy. Gene Ontology annotation, cellular component: mitochondrial outer membrane; intracellular membrane-bounded organelle. Lineage: Eukaryota; Metazoa; Arthropoda; Insecta; Coleoptera; Curculionidae. Gene Ontology annotation, molecular function: 2 iron, 2 sulfur cluster binding. Bases 235 to 630 code for a protein of 131 amino acids. The record is from RefSeq and is a predicted model, not a curated record.